Molecule: messenger RNA, 2815 nt
Organism: Pelecanus crispus (Dalmatian pelican)
Lineage: Eukaryota; Metazoa; Chordata; Aves; Pelecaniformes; Pelecanidae
Source: RefSeq, a predicted model, not a curated record
AUGCCUUUGCAGCUUCUCCUGGGGAAGCCCCUGCAGCAGCUGAAGGGGCAGCAGCACCAGCUACCCCAACCCCUGUAGCAGCAGCUCUUGAUGCAUGUUCAGGAAAUGACCCCUUUGCCCCAUCCGAAGGUAGUGCAGAGGCUGCUCCUGAGCUGGACCUCUUUGCUAUGAAGCCAACAGAGACUGCUGUUCCUGUAGUUACCCCUACAACUAGUGCAGCCACUCCAGUUCCUGCAACAACUCCUUCUCCAGCUGCUGCUGUUGCUGCUGCUGCUACUGCUACUACGGCUACUGCCCCUACCACUACUGCCACCACUUCUGCUACCGCCACCACCUCCGCUCCUCCUGCUCUAGAUAUCUUUGGUGAUUUAUUUGAGUCUGUUCCUGAUGUACCUGCAGCACCUAAACCAGAUGCUACUCCUAGCAUAGAUCUCUUUGGUACAGAUGCUUUUUCAUCUCCGCCGCAUGGAGCUUCUCCUGUGCCUGAGAGUUCUCUCACUGCUGAUCUCUUGUCUGUGGAUGCGUUUGCAGCCCCCUCUCCUCUACCCACUGCCUCUCCAGCAAAGGUGGAUUCUUCAGGUGUGAUUGACCUAUUUGGUGAUGCUUUUGGAAGUAGUGUUCCUGAACCCCAGCCCGCAACCCAGGCUGCUUCUAGUUCCUCAGCUUCUGCAGACCUACUUGCUGGCUUUGGAGGUUCUUUUAUUGCUCCCUCUCCAUCACCAUCCCCAGUCACUCCAGCUCAAACCAGCUUACUACAGCCUAACUUUGAUGCAGCUUUUGGGACAACAGCUCCAACGACUGGCAGUUCAUUUGAUGCAUCAGUGUUUGAUGGCCUAGGUGAUCUUCUUAUGCCAACUAUGGUUCCUUCUGGUCAGUCUAUAGCACCUUCAGCCACAGCAACAGUCACUGCUUCAGCCACAAGCAAAGGCCUCGGAAGUGAUCUUGAUUCAUCUCUUGCAAACUUAGUAGGCAAUCUUGGAAUUUCUGGUACCACUUCAAAAAAGGGAGACCUUCAGUGGAAUGCUGGAGAGAAAAAGUUAACAGGAGGAGCCAACUGGCAGCCAAAAGUAGCACCUGCAACAUGGUCAACUGGUGGUGUCCCAGGUGGUCCAUUGACGGGAGCUGUGCCUCCAGCAAGCGCUGUUCCUGCCACAGGAGGUACUCCACCUGUCCCACAGCCAGGAGCAGCAUUUGGGAUGCCCCCAGCAGGCACAGGCGUACCCAUGAUGCCCCAGCAGCCAGUUAUGUAUGGGCAGCCUAUGAUGAGGCCACCAUUUGGAGCUGCCACUGGCCCUGGUGUACAGCUCUCUCCAAGCCCAACUCCUGCCACUCAGAGUCCCAAGAAACCUCCAACAAAGGACCCAUUAGCGGAUCUUAACAUCAAGGAUUUCUUAUAAACGAUAAGCUGCAGUUUUUCUGACUGGAUGAUAAAAACGUGAGUUUGGAGUCUACAAACAGAUGCUCAGAGUUUCAAAGUGAGCCACCAGUACCAAACCCAGUGCUUACUCAGACUUUCUCUUCCUCCUGAAACGUGUAGCACAGCUGUGAAAGUGAACAUUAGGAAUGUGUACUACCUUAGCUGUUAUCCCUACUCUCUCGAAAUUCGUGUACUUGGGUUAUUUGUGUUUUACAAUUUAAACAAUGGAUGUAUGUUUCUGAUGCCUUCUAGUGCUUUUCUGAACCUAUCCCACGGGGGCAGAUUAUGCAGCUGUUGUUUGGUGAGCCAUUUGGAGCGAUGUCUGUGGUUUUUGAAGGUUUCAAUGUAUAUAACUUUUUGAGGACACCUAAAAUUUCCCUAAGACUCAAUUUCUCCUUUAUCUGUUACAAAACAUGGUGUGAUAAUACCAGAUAGUAAGGAAAAUACUUAUGAAAUUGUGUGGAAUACUUUUUUCUUUUCCAGUCACAGGAAUCUCAAUUGUUGUGAAAAAAUGUUUUAUUUUUGUGGCACUGUAUAUGUUAAGAUAAUUUAAACUAAUAUAAAGGUAAACUUCCAUAACAAAUACUUUUUCGAUGAUUUACCAAGAAUGAAAAAUCAUAUCCGAAAGAACACCAUAUUUAUUGCUGUUUUUAUUUUAAAAACUAUUUUAAUUAUUUAAGUUUUUGCAUUUAAAAUUCACAUACUUAUCAGUUCUUGCUAAAUGCACUGAAAAUAAGUAAAGGGUCAGUUUCUCUCCGUGUAGUUGGAAAAAGCAACCAUAGUUCUGCUGGCAUUAAGGGAUUUCAAAUAAAAGAGCACUCUUUGGUAUAUCUGUAGUCAAAACAUGACAAGUGAUGUUACUCAUCUCUGUUCAGUUCUUACGUACAUCUCUUAAUUUAGUGCUUACCUGUGUAUGCCUUAGGCUAGUGUUUUCUCCAUUGCCCCGAAUGCGCUGUGAGUAGUUUUGUACUAUUGGUGAUUAGAUUUCAUUCUGAUCCAGAGAUCCAUGCCCUUUACUGUACAUACUGUGUUUCUUUAAUUUUUAUUUGUUCUCAUACUGUUUCUGCUGAUGGCUUGGCGUAAGAUCUUGACUCUUCAAUGAGGUCACUGUUGAUCAGUGUUACAAGUGGCUUGGCAGUUCUCUGUAAAAGCAUAUCGGGUUGGAAAGAUAUUCACCUAAAGUCUUUCAAAUGAACUAUUUAAUCAAUGUAUGGUACCAUUAAAAGUGGUUGUAUCUGAAUUUGCUGUGGGGAUAACAUACACCGUAAUGGGAAAGUUCUAUAAAAAGCUAAUUUCAAAAUGGCUCUUCUUUGUAUUUCAGUUUAAAAAGACAAAAAACAAAAAACCCCAGUGCAUGUGUGCCCUCUGAGAUGCAAUAAACACCUUGAUCAAAGUAAA